Oncorhynchus keta (chum salmon) is the source of this 2178-nucleotide messenger RNA. RefSeq names its product aquaporin-4-like. Gene Ontology annotation, molecular function: water channel activity. The transcript has 6 exons. Bases 365 to 1492 code for a protein of 375 amino acids. Gene Ontology annotation, biological process: transmembrane transport. The record is from RefSeq and is a predicted model, not a curated record. NCBI's taxonomy places the organism in Eukaryota, Metazoa, Chordata, Actinopteri, Salmoniformes, Salmonidae. Gene Ontology annotation, cellular component: plasma membrane; basolateral plasma membrane.
UCAGGGCAGGCAGAAUGGUCAAAAACAGAUGCAGGAAUGCCCACAUGCAGGAACGCACCGAAUUGCAUGCAGCAAUUGCACCCUUCUCUUACAAUUGGGAAAACAUUUAGUUUGUUUCAGCAUGUUUAUAAUUCUGAUAAGAACAACAGUUCUGAGUAGGCUAGGAGGACAAAACAAUAUUGCGGUUGGUCGGGUGACUCCAUCACUCUAUGUAAGAUUUCUGCAAGAGUUAUCUCAUGGGCGGGAACUGCUCUGCCCUUGAUACUGAAGUCUCCUCCUCCUCUGCAAGCUGUUUGCUUAAUUCUCAUGGGGGUGAUGCCCCGUUACUAACGCAAUAAAGCUCCUGGAUGCAAUCCACGGCACAAUGCAUGGAUCAUUUUCAUCGGACAGACCCACUACUACUUUCUCCUCCCAUCUCGCACUGUGUCAUUACCAGCCAACUGCUGCCUGUCUGAGCUGCCUGUCGGCGUGUAACCAGCAUCCCAUGAUGGUGGCAUUCAAAGGAAUCUGGACCAAGAACUUCUGGAGGGCUGUCUCAGCUGAGUACCUAGCAACCAUGAUCUUCGUCCUCCUCAGCCUGGGCUCCACCAUCAAUUGGGCGGCCGAGUCAGACAACCCUCCCCCUGCAGACUUGGUCCUCAUCUCAUUUUGCUUCGGGCUGGCCAUUGCCACAAUGGUGCAGUGCUUUGGUCACAUCAGCGGUGGCCACAUCAACCCGGCAGUCACUGCAGCCAUGGUGGUGACCCGGAAGUUGAGCCUGGCCAAGGGUGUGUUCUACCUAGCUGCCCAGUGCCUGGGAGCGAUCACUGGGGCAGGGCUCCUCUACCUGGUGACACCAGUGUCUGUCAGAGGGGGCCUGGGAGUGACUAUGGUGAACCCCAAGCUCAACGUGGGCUGCGGCCUGUUGGUGGAGCUCCUGAUCACCUUCGAGCUGGUCUUCACGGUGUUCGCCACCUGUGACCCCAAACGCUCUGUUAACGGCUCGGCUGGCCUCGCCAUCGGAUUCGCUGUAGCCAUCGGUCAUCUGUUCGCAAUUCCAUACACAGGAGCCAGUAUGAACCCCGCUCGCUCCUUUGGACCUGCAGUUGUCACCAUGAACUUUGAGAACCACUGGGUGUACUGGGUUGGUCCAAUCCUGGGUGGCAUCAUGGCGGCUGCCCUCUAUGAAUACCUGUUCUGCCCUGACCCUGAGCUGAAGAAGAUGUUCCGCGAAGUCUUCCAGAAGGAUCCAGCUUCGGGGAAGUACAGGGAGGUGGAGAGCAGUAUGUACCAGACGGAACCAGACGACCUGAUCAUCAAGCCAGGCUCCAUCCACCACAUCGACCUGGAGAAGGGGGAGAAGAAGGACCCUUUCCUGGACUCGACGACCGAGAUUGGGGUGAACUACUCUGCCAGCCUCUGCCGCAGUAAGGCCUCUGUUUACCACAUGGUCAAUGACGACGGCACGGACUUCAUUAGACAACAGUUCGCUGCCAUCUGCCUCCUUCGCUGAUGUCCACCUCCUUGACGGGGUCCCCAUGCCCACCUCCUUGACGGGGUCCCCAUGCCCACCUCCUUGACGGGGUCCCCAUGCCCACCUCCUUGACGGGGUCCCCAUGUCCACCUCCUUGACGGGGUCCCCAUGCCCACCUCCUUGACGGGGUCCCCAUGCCCACCUCCUUGACGGGGUCCCCAUGCCCACCUCUUUGAUGGGCCCGUUGUCCACAAACUCUUUGAUUUCUUCCUCUCCCUUGCUGUCUAUCCUGCUCCAUGUUGAAAGAAAAUGCAAGUUUUCAUACACCCUUUUUGUAAGUCGCUCUGGAUGACUUAAAUGUAAUGUUAAAUGAUAUGGUGACCAAUUGUGGUUACUACUAUUGGAAAUCAAAUAGCAAUAACGAGUUAUCAUUAUGUAUGGUUAUCAUACAUGUUAUUUAGAUGUUUAUACUUUACAAACACACCUCUUAUUUCUGUAGUUCUCCAAAUCCAUAUAAACCAGUUUAAAAUCUAUAGGUUUACCAAACAGUUAAUGUAUUUAAACAAAUGAAAAGUAUUGUGAGCAUUUCAUUGUGAAAGGAAAUGCCUUUAUAUGAAAAGGUAUUUCUAGAUGAAACACUGAGUAGGUUUGGUGAAACAUUUGCUCUGUGAUUUUGUGUGUUGUACUUGGUCAAUUGAAAAUGUGCUUAAAGUUAAGAAAAAACA